Coregonus clupeaformis (lake whitefish) is the source of this 2661-nucleotide messenger RNA. RefSeq names its product transmembrane protein 51. NCBI's taxonomy places the organism in Eukaryota, Metazoa, Chordata, Actinopteri, Salmoniformes, Salmonidae. Bases 443 to 1207 code for a protein of 254 amino acids. The record is from RefSeq and is a predicted model, not a curated record. The transcript has 3 exons.
UGGUAAAGAGGUUGUAGGUUGUAAGUUUCUGGACGAUGCACCACGCUGCCUUUUGACAACAUGACUGAGCGACGCAGAUUUAUGUUCAUUUGAGAAAAGCGCUCUUCCGUCGUUCACAUUACGGGCCAUAGACCAGUGCCCCGCGGUUCAGCAUAAUCGAAUCCGUCCAAUGUUGCCAGCGAUCUGGCACACCGCCUUCUGCCCCAUUGAAGCGCGCGCAUUGUUUUCGUGACGUGUCCAGCUAAUUCGUCUAGGUCCGUCGAAGAAAGUUUCUGGUUAGAAAUGUGGCUUGACAUACAGUAAUUCCCUUGAUCGCGGGUGAACAACUUCGAAGAAAGAAAACACUUUGGAAUGUAUCGUCAACAUGCAAAGUCUUUGACCCCAGGUGUGAAGCAGCUAGCUGACCUAGCUGAACACUAGGUGGACCUACGUUUUGGGGAAAAUGCACUCAAGUGUUGAGGUGCCCCCGAACACCCCUGUUGCCAGCAACCACAACAACAGUCCCGGAAACACAGGUUCUCAGUAUGCCUUGUGUGCCCUGGGGGUGGGACUGGUGGCCCUGGGCAUUGUCAUGAUCGUGUGGACUGUGGUGCCUUCCGACAUGGCCGGAAACAACAGCAGUGGCACCGGAGGAGGGAACCCGAAACCGGACACUAGGGGGAGGACUUCAUCGGUGGCCUUUGUGCUGGUCGGGGCUGGGGUGGCCAUGCUCCUGCUGUCCCUGUGCCUGGGGAUGAGGAACAAGCAGCGGGAGCAGCAGGCGCUCCUAGAGGCCCAGGCUCUGGGGGCAGGCAACGUAGCUGCCAGUGAGGAGGAUGGAGAGAUGGCAGAGGAUCGAGUCCAGAGGUACACUGUGCCCAGCUACGAGGAAGUGGUAGGCAGUGGCGAGUACCCCAUACGCCAGAGCAACUUGCGCCACAGCUCCUCCCAGCUGCCUUCUUACGACGACCUGGUGGACGGUGUGCAGAUUGAGCUGGAAGGGUCAGAGGUCACCCAGACGACACCCGCUUCCGCUAACCCUGCCUCCUCCGCUGCUGCUGCUCCUAACCGCCGCACUGGGCGAACAAGUCUCAAGCUCCUUCCCCUUAAGAUCCGGAGGAUUAAAUCGGAGAAGCUCUUUAUGGAUAACUCUCAGCCACCGGGAGGGAUCAGUAUUGAGCCGCUCACUCCACCACCAAUGUAUGAGGAUAAAGCGCCCGAGCUCUGAGACUUGGCACCUUCUAGGUUUCAAAGCAGGCAACUGCAGCCACUGCGGUCCACUAUGCGUGGAUUGGUUGUGCAGUGCUACUAUAGAUGUGAUCAGAUGGCCCUUGUCAUGCAUCCGUGGCUAAAUAAUCUCGAUGACACUUGUCAUGCCUACCUGGCUGAGGACUUUUCUUUAGACCUGCAACUCAAGGGCAGUGAACACAGUUCCAAACGUGGGGCACUGGGAUUUGACUAGAACUUUGGGUCAACACUAAUGUUGCUGGACAGAGGGAACACAUCCGAGUUCCGACUGAUUUACAAGGACAUUGAAGCUUACAGGGACAUUGAAGCUCGGUUCAAAGGAUCAAUAUUAUUGGGGGAAAUACUCAGCUUUGUCUUUGAUGCCUUUGUUACUUUACAACAAAUACUUACUCUGGUCCAAAUCUCCUUUGUAUGCAGUUGACCAUACUUUGUUAUGUUCAUCUGUCUGCUAUAUUAUUUAAAGUUCCAUCUUCAUCCUCAGUCCAGUCAGCCACGUGUGCUAUAUGUAUUAGUAUUAUUCAUGUCUAAGUUUUGUAUUCUGUACAGCAACUUAGACAGCUACUCCUCACAUUUUGGGAGAGGUGUUAUUUGGCGACUGACUCAAUGGCCGUCUUACUCAGACAGUGUUUGUGUGUUGCUGCCUGUGUUGCUCGUCAAUAGAGGACAAUUGAGAGAGCGAGAGAGAGAGACCAAGGCUCUUGAGAGAGCGAGAGAGAGAGAGACCGAGGCUCAUGGAUAGUUAGAAGCCUUUGCACUGUAGUCAUGGUGAAAUGGGGAUGAGCUCUGAAGGCAGUAGUGUAGUCCAGCUCUUUUCCUUGGCUGUUUUUUUUUUUGCUCAAUAGAGGAGAACACAGGGGGGACUUUCUCUGAGCAGCUGGGAGCUGGGAUAAUGGCACCCAUUGCUCACUCACUCAUCACUCUUGAACUAAUCUUCACUAGCUCCUUGACUGGCAGCACUGUUUUCAGAGAAUGAAAUUCUGGUGUCCAUGGUUUGACCCCAUUUUGUUUAGUGGAGCAAAAAGACUUCAGUGCCUUUAUCUUUCUAGUCUGUCUGUUUCAUGCUUAUGAGAGAAUGGAAAUUAGCGAAUCCAUUAAGUGUUUGGAAUUCUAGAAUGUUAUUUUCUUAUACAUUUACAUUACAUUUACAUUAUCAUACGGAUGCUAUUUUCUGAUGUCAUGUUGAUGAACCUGUUCAGCAACUAUUCACUACUUUUAGGUGGGAACACAAACUGUACACAACAGUAGCCUUCUUUGCAUAAGUGAACACUUAAUAAACUAGCAAAUGCUCACAAAAUGCAUACCUAUGCACACAGAACAAGAAUAGGCUUUUUUAAGGAGAAUUUAAUUGCUAAAUUACUAUACUCAACAAAAAUAUAAAAGCAAUAUGUAAAGUGAUGGUCCCAUGUUUCAUGAGCUGAAAUAAAAGAUCCUAGU